AUGGUCUAUUGGCUGCUUCCCUCACUGCGUCGUGUCCAGGCACAUGAAGUAAGGGCAGAGCGAACACUGAGUAAGCGUCUACUGUGUGCCAGGCACAGAGCUGUGUGCUAUACGACUGUCAACCCAUUUAAUUCUCAUGACGACCCUAGGAGCACAGGGCUCUUCAAACAGACUCAUCUGGACGAUGGCGGGCCUUCAGCCUUGGGACAGACUACACACUCGAGAGAACGCUCUGCAGAGAAUGAGCGUGCGGUACAGCAGAAGUUGUCUGGAGUGAGCUGUGUCACCACCACCUGCCUUCAAGCUCCCAGAGCCCCAGAGAAGUUUACUGCGGCUCUUGCAGCCUCCUGGCAGUCUGAAUUCCGUGGAGCGGUCCAGUUAGAACAGACUGUCUUCAGAGGGAUGCCAAAGCCAGACAGACUUGGCCACAGGGUGUGUGUGAAAUGUGAACCUGAGAGUUUGGGGCCCAAGACAAGGUGCUUGUUGAGUAGUUCGAGAUGGCACAGGGCAGACCUCCAGAAACAACCCCCUUCCUGCUCUCCGGUUCAUCCUCAUGCGGCGAAGGCCUGCACGAGCCCCUGUCAGGAGAGCCAGGCGGAGCUGCACAAGGGAGAAAAAGAAGCUCUCAGCCAGGAAGAAGGCUAUGUCAUUCAGAGCUGCUUGUGAAAUCCGCCUGUAGCCUUCCUCAUCUGAACAUUUUGUGUAUUUGUGUUGUGCAAAACUCACUUUGCAUUGUUUUCACAGGAAUGACUCUGACCAGAGCCCGGUUUGUUUCUCCAACCAGCCUAUAGGAUCAAAGCCAAGAUACACCCCUGAUAAUUCCUGAUGCAUAAGUAAAGGCAGGCCAGAUGAGCUUUCCAGAAUAAAAUUAGUGAAGUCACGAAGUGAUCUAAUUACCAUAGCAUUGAUGUGUACAUUGUCAUUUCGAUGAGUAAACUAUUGUUAUGUUCUACAAUAAACAUCUUCUAACAAAUACAAUUUGCUAAACAAAUAAAAUAGCAGGGAAAGCAGUUCUCCAUAACAACUACGCAAAGCAAGCUUCGCCUGGAGAUUAAGAGUUCCAUUCCAGAAGAGAUGAUACUAAGGCUUUUAGAGUUUGCAAACAGAAUGUCACAGGAGAAUUUCCUGCAAACAAAUCAGCCUAGACUCAGUCUGACACUACACAGAAUAAGAAUUCGUCAGACUGGUUAGCUUUUGUAUCCGGGAGCAUCUUUGAGGUGUUUGACUUGUAAAUGUUUUUUACUUUCUGUGAUAACUUUUCAUAAGAUGAAGUGGCAAGCUCAGUACUUCGUAUUCUCAAAAUAAUUGUGGUGACAGCUCUCUCACUCUCUCAAAGUCUGCUGAAAUUUGUAGGCUUUGCUUUCCACCAUAUUCUUAAGUAAAGCUGAACACAGGAAUGUGGAGUUCAUUGUUUUCUGUUCCUACACAUCAUGUUUAUUGAUAUGUAGAUAUUUUACUUCUUAAGUCUUCCCCCCCCAACUCUGUGGCUUCCUGGAGAUUCCCUAUUAAACUAUUCAAUGUAAU
Ailuropoda melanoleuca (giant panda) is the source of this 1524-nucleotide messenger RNA. RefSeq lists its product as uncharacterized. The transcript is spliced from 6 exons. The coding region runs from base 1 to 666 and encodes 221 amino acids. The record is from RefSeq and is a predicted model, not a curated record. Lineage: Eukaryota; Metazoa; Chordata; Mammalia; Carnivora; Ursidae.